UCAAAGUAACACAUAGUCAGGCUUAAAGUAAAUUUCAAUUUAGAAUAUUUGAGUAUAAUUAAAUUAGCGCCAUUUAAAUGAUCGUUGCUUAUCGAAUGGCUGAGCACGACAGAAGCUGUUUGAUACGACAGUCAGCUGUUAGGCACAGUCUAUUAGCAUAGUCUAUCAAAAAACUAUCGACCAACCGCCACUACAGCCUUUAGAUCAGUCAAAUUGCCGGGCAAUUUUUAAGUGCGCUUCUUAAAUUAUAAUCAUAAGUAAUAUGACAAAUGAGCUGUGGCCGAACGCCUAUGCAGCUAAUGAAGCUAUUCGGCAAGACAAGGAUGUUAGUGCUGGUGACUAUCAGAAUGCUUGGCGUAAACAAAAAUUGCUUUUGGCUCAUGCUACAAGCAAGUCAAGUGAAGCUACCCGUUAUGAAGUGCUUAAGGAGCAUCAAGAAACAUUUUCAAAUGCCAGUAGUACGGAAAUCUUUAUAAAUAAUUGCUUAACUGGAUGUCAGAAACUGUUGGCGGUGAGUCGACGUCAAAGACCUGCUGCUGGACUGCAAUUAGAAUGGCUGGAAUGCUGUGAGGCGCCUGGCCGUUCAUUCGAUCAUCCGUGUCAUGGAAAAUAUGAGAGCUGCAUGCGUGAUGAAAUAACUAUUGACUUGCAAAGACCCCACCAAUUAACAGUGACACCAGCAGCAAAACCAUUAUUGAGCACAAAAGUAACGCCUUCUAUGACCACAGGAGCAACACCUUCCACAGCACCAGUCUCAGCUGGUGUCUUUCGCACAGCACGAGAACAGUUGUUGUUGCAUGAUAUGCAGAAAAGCAAGCAAAACGUUGGUUCAGCUCACAGCAAUAUGAUGGACUACAGAAAAAAGUCACUUGGCGGACGUGGACGCAGUGUAAAUUCAAGUUUUGUGCAACCCGUUGGCCAAAGUGAGCCGGAUGCUUCGGCUGUGCCAACCAAGCAAUCUGUGUCGGUAACGCCUGCUGUACCUGCUCUACCUGUUCGGCCCUCCUUAUCACACUUGGAUCCGCUCAUGGUUGAUCAAAUACUGCGAGAGAGCAUGCACAAAUACAAACCCAUAGCCUGGGAGGAUAUAGCUGGUUUGGACUAUGCAAAGUCAACAUUCAUGGAGACCAUCAUACAUCCAUUACAGCGACCAGAUUUGUUUAAGGGCGUGCGUCGGCCGCCCCGGGGGGUUUUGCUAUUUGGUCCACCCGGGACGGGCAAAACUUUAAUAGCCAAGUGUAUUGCGUCGCAGUCGAAAGCAACUUUCUUUAGUAUAAACCCCUCUACUUUGACUUCAAAGUGGGUGGGAGAAGGCGAGAAGCUUGUCAAGACUCUGUUUGCGGUGGCUGCUGCACAUCAACCAGCUAUCAUAUUUAUGGAUGAAGUCGAUUCGUUGCUGUCGCAACGGUCGGAUAACGAACACGAAAGCUCCAGACGUAUGAAAAACGAGUUUUUUAUUCAAUUGGAUGGAGCGUCAACCAACGAGGACGACCACAUUGUCAUCAUUGGUGCUACCAAUCGGCCUCAAGAACUAGACGAGGCUGUGCGUCGUCGAUUUGUGCGUCGCAUCUAUGUUUCACUCCCAGUGGCUCAGGCACGUCAGCAGAUAAUUCAUAAACUUGUACAGCAAAUACACCACAAUCUCAGUGACGCACAAAUGCAAGGUCUAGCUGAGUUAACCGAAGGAUAUUCAGGCGCUGAUAUGGACAGUCUUUGCCGUUAUGCAGCCAUGCAGCCGCUGAGAGCCUUAACCAGCUCUCAGAUUGACGCAAUCGACGCACAGCAGUUGUCCGCAGUUACGAUGGCCGACUUUAUGGAAGCGUUGCAGCAUGUUUCAAGGAGCAUCUCAACGGAGGAUGUGAAGCGUUACGUGGCUUGGAAUCAAACUUAUGGGACUAAAAGUUAAAUGAAACCCACAUGAAUUUAGUGUUUUAAAGAUGCUUUUAUUUGCAGUUGGACAUCCUCUACAGUUUACUUGUACUUUCGAUUGCCUAUCCUCAAGCUUACAGACUUAUCACAUGUAUUGAUGUCGCACAUAUACAGUAAAAUGUGGAAUGGUACACACAUAACUAAAAUCUACUUAAAAACAGGGUAUACAUAUUCAUAUUGUUAAUUAGCUCACAGCACAUCAAAAUUUGACUUCGUAUACAUCAGAGUUGAAAAACAUUUAGACUUCGACUAGGUUCAAAUGGGCUUAUUCUGUUUUUGUUUUGAUCAAGCUGCCACAGACGAAUGCUUUAGAACAGCAUAGCAAAAAGGACAUUAAAAAUAACAUUUAGAUAUAGCUUAAUUAACAAUCGUACUAAAUAAAAUUGCAUUUCUAGUAA
Molecule: messenger RNA, 2327 nt
Organism: Drosophila hydei
Lineage: Eukaryota; Metazoa; Arthropoda; Insecta; Diptera; Drosophilidae
Product: fidgetin-like protein 1
Exons: 6
Coding region: 263-1906 (547 amino acids)
Molecular function (GO): ATP hydrolysis activity; ATP binding; microtubule severing ATPase activity
Source: RefSeq, a predicted model, not a curated record